This is a messenger RNA of Pyrus x bretschneideri (Chinese white pear), 1804 nucleotides long. RefSeq names its product probable serine/threonine-protein kinase PBL23. The record is from RefSeq and is a predicted model, not a curated record. The coding region runs from base 272 to 1384 and encodes 370 amino acids. Gene Ontology annotation, molecular function: ATP binding; protein kinase activity. The transcript has 5 exons. Gene Ontology annotation, biological process: protein phosphorylation. NCBI's taxonomy places the organism in Eukaryota, Viridiplantae, Streptophyta, Magnoliopsida, Rosales, Rosaceae.
GUUCUUGAAGGACCAGAAACUAGCCUUCUGGUUUUUCCAGAGCCGAGGGUGUUUUUGUAACAUAUCAUAUCGAUAUCCCCUAUUUGUCUAACCAAUUUCUCAGGCUUGUUUCGUCUGUACUUCUUGGUUUCUCGGAUCGAGUCGUGUACCAAAGUUUUGAAAUUCUUUUGGUAUGUUAUGAGUGGUUUUUUCGAGGAAUCCAUGCAAGAUUUGGGAUGACAAUUUGAAGGUGGUUGUGAUCGGAUUAGAGUUGACGAGGCAAAAGGAAAAGAUGAAUUGCUUCCAAUGUUGCAUGUCAGAAGAGAAAAUCACCAGGAAGUCGUUAAAAAAGAGUAUCAAGGAAUACCAUGACACCAAAACCUUAGCCUCUUUUGCUAACAUUUCCUUCAAAACAGACAGCAGCAGGAGGAAGUACAUUGCCGAAGAGAUAGCGAAGGUUGGCAAAGGAAAUAUUUCGGCUCAGAUUUUUGCUUUCCGGGAACUUUGUGUUGCAACUAACAACUUCCAUCCAGACAAAUUGAUAGGCGAAGGCGGUUUUGGGAGGGUUUACAAAGGGAAACUUGAUGUCACAGAACAAGUUGUUGCUGUUAAGCAACUAGACAGGAAUGGAUUCCAAGGAAACAGAGAGUUCCUUGUAGAAGUUUUGAUAUUAAGUCUUCUUCACCAUCCCUACCUCGUCAAUUUGGUUGGGUAUUGCGCGGAUGGCGAUCAGAGGAUUUUGGUGUAUGAGUACAUGGCCAAUGGAUCCCUAGAGGACCAUCUUCUUGAUUUAACUCCAGGAAAAAAGCCUUUGGAUUGGAAUACUAGGAUGACAAUUGCAGCAGGGGCAGCAAAAGGACUUGAAUACUUACAUGAACAAGCGAAUCCCCCUGUGAUAUAUCGGGAUUUCAAAGCAUCCAACAUACUUUUGGACGAGAACUUCAAUCCAAAACUUUCCGAUUUUGGUCUUGCAAAGUUAGGUCCAACCGGGGGUAAGACUCAUGUAUCGACCAGGGUGAUGGGGACCUAUGGCUACUGUGCACCUGAAUAUGCACUCACAGGGCAGUUGACAACGAAAUCCGACAUUUACAGCUUUGGAGUUGUGUUUUUGGAGAUAAUCACAGGACGGAGAGUCAUAGACAAUAACAGACGAACUGAGGAGCAGAAUUUAGUUACUUGGGCACAACCAUUAUUUAAAGACAGAAGGAAGUUUACAUUAAUGGUAGAUCCAUUGCUAGAAGGGAAUUACCAUAUCAAGGGUCUUUACCAAGCUCUAGCUGUUGCAGCAAUGUGUCUCCAAGAAGAAGCUGCUACACGACCACUGAUCAGUGACGUUGUAACGGCGUUAGAGUAUUUAGCUGUAGAUGGCGAAGCAGAUGAUGCGAAUGGUGAUGGAAAUGUCUGACACUACUGAUGGUGCUAGUGUUGAGGGUAAGGGGGUACAUAAUGAGAAAGGGAGCCUAUGGAUUCUAAUGUUUCAUGAAAUCAAAAUGUGAUCAUAUCAUGUUGUGUUGUAGCUAGCUAGGCUGCUCUGUAAAAUACCAACUCCGUGCCAUUACCGAAAAAUUACUUCUUUUAUCCACUUUUGGUGUUAGCAUGCUGGUGAGAUUUUUGGUGAUCAUUCUGUGAUUAGAAGUUGUGACUUGUGACACAAGAAUUGUAAGUUUGAUCAUAAAAGAAUUGGGGAAGGGUGAGGCACUUUAACUAGGCAGGCUCAAAUGGCCCAAAAAGAGAACAAGCUUACCCCAAUUCAAAUGGGAGAGAUGUUCGAACUAGGAUGCAUGUAGUGGAAACAUGGUCUUAGACAAUUGAUCUGACUCACAUA